Molecule: messenger RNA, 549 nt
Organism: Bombina bombina (fire-bellied toad)
Lineage: Eukaryota; Metazoa; Chordata; Amphibia; Anura; Bombinatoridae
Product: peptidoglycan recognition protein 1-like
Exons: 4
Coding region: 1-549 (182 amino acids)
Biological process (GO): peptidoglycan catabolic process; innate immune response
Molecular function (GO): zinc ion binding; peptidoglycan binding; N-acetylmuramoyl-L-alanine amidase activity
Source: RefSeq, a predicted model, not a curated record
AUGAUUCGUAUCAUUGCUGUCCUACUGAUGCUCUGCGUUGUCACGCACUGUUGCCCAUCUGUUGUCAGCAGGUCCCAGUGGGGCGCAAGGUCUGUUAAUUGCCACAGCUGGAUAAGAAAACCUGUUGGUUAUGUAAUAAUCCACCACUCAGCUGGUGCUUUCUGCAAUUCACCGUCUACUUGCAGCUCACAGGUCCGAAAUAUACAGAAUUAUCAUAUUAGAUCUAAUAAAUGGUGUGACAUCGGAUACAACUUUCUAAUAGGAGAAGAUGGGAGAGUGUAUGAAGGUCGUGGGUGGCAUGCUGUUGGUGUUCAUGCUAGAAAAUAUAACCCUAUAUCAUAUGGAAUAUGUUUCAUAGGAACCUUCACCAAUCGGAAUCCCAGCAUUGCAGCUCAGAAUGCUGCUAAGAGCCUUAUACGUUGUGGAGUUUCCAGAGGUUUCAUCAGAAGGAAUUACAAUCUGAAAGGGCAUCGGGAUGCAAAUCCUACAUCCUGCCCCGGGAACACCUUUUACAGAACCAUAAAAUCUUGGCCGCAGUAUAGGGCCUGA